Molecule: messenger RNA, 3846 nt
Organism: Aspergillus brunneoviolaceus CBS 621.78
Lineage: Eukaryota; Fungi; Ascomycota; Eurotiomycetes; Eurotiales; Aspergillaceae
Product: putative ABC transporter
Exons: 15
Coding region: 87-3788 (1233 amino acids)
Biological process (GO): transmembrane transport
Cellular component (GO): membrane
Molecular function (GO): ATP hydrolysis activity; ATP binding; ABC-type transporter activity
Source: RefSeq, a predicted model, not a curated record
CUUUCUUUCUAUGGAUCAAUCCCAUUCUUCUACAAGGUUCCAGGAGCAUUCUCAGCCACGAAGAUGUGCCACCACUGCGCCAAGAUAUGAGCCCAGCAAAAACACGGCAAUCAAUUCUAGAAACAUGGUCUCAGCGCCUCAAACCCGAAACAAAGCGGACCUUGCCGAUGGCUCUCUACCAAUGCCUCAAAGGACCCUUUCUUGCAGCUGUCAUUCCACGACUAUUCCUUCUUGGCUUUCGCUAUUCUCAGCCGAUUCUAAUAAAAGAGUCUAUCAGAUACGUUGCUUCGGGCCCUACCAUCGCUGCCAGUGGGCGUGGCGCUGGACUCAUUGUGUCUGCGGUCGCCAUCUAUGGUGGUCUAGCUAUCUCGACCGCCAUAUACCGACACCAAAUCAACCGACUGAAGCUCAUGACGAACAGUGCGCUGGUGGGUCUGAUCCACGACAAAACCAUGAAGUCGCCCAGCAUUGCGUACAACAACGGCGAGGCGACCACGCUCAUGAGCACUGACGCAGACAGUCUCGAUGGCAUCACAGAGAUGUUCCAUGAAACAUGGGCUCAGGUCGUCGAGGUGGUGAUCGGGACAGGACUUCUAGCCAGCCAGGUCGGCUGGAUCUGGCCCCUUCCCCUUUUCUUCAUAUACCUCUGUUCGCACAUGAGCCAAUUCGUCGCAAAGCACCUGCAACCGCGGCAGAAGGCCUGGAAUUCAGCUACGCAGCAACGGAUAGGUGCUACCAGCUCUCUACUGAGGGCGAUGAAAGGAGUGAAGAUGCUUGGCAUCCAAAACAAUCUCACCGAUCGCAUUCAGGACUUGCGAGAGGAAGAACUACUGGCUGCCUCCAAACUGAGAUGGGUUAUGGUAUACUACAAUGCCUCGGCCAAUGCGCUCGGGAUCUUCUCUCCAGCGAUCACCGUGGUGAUCUAUGCUCUCAUCGCGGUCGCUCGCGGGAGCACCCUGGACACUGAGACGGCAUUUACCACCAUGGCUAUCUUGAGCAUGGUCACGCAUCCAGCCAAUAUGGUGAUGACGAUCGUCCCGCGUGCGGUGGCUGCAUUCGCUGGCUUUGAAAGGAUUCAAGCCUAUCUACUCCGCGAAGAUCUACCUGCUCAUCGUGCAAUAUUAGCUGAAAGUACCCCUGACACGUCCUUUGGAAAUGGGGCAACUGGCGAGAUAGCACAGGGAGCAGCUUCUGCUAUCCAAAUUACUCAUCUACGCAUCGGUAACGAGCAACCGGUAUUGGCGAACAUAGACCUCAACAUAGCCAAGGGGUCAUUCGUUAUCAUAUCCGGUGCAACUGGGAGUGGCAAGACGAGCCUCCUGCGCGCUAUCCUGGGGGAAUUUGUCCCUGCUCAUGGAUCGAUCAAUGUGUCCACACGGAAGAUAGCUUAUUGUGCGCAGAAGCCGUGGCUACCCAACGAGACUAUCAGGAAGGUAAUCUUUGGCGCUACCGAGGUCAGGACUCCAGAUAGUGAGAAGUGGUAUCAUGAGGUCACAGAGAUGUGCUGUCUCACCCAUGACUUCGACUCCCUUCCUGAUGGAGAUCAGACCAUGUGUGGCAGUGGUGGACUUAAUCUGUCCGGUGGACAGAGACAACGUGUGGCCCUUGCACGCGCACUGUUUGCCAAAUGCGAUCUACUUCUCUUAGACGACACUUUCAGCGGCCUGGAUGGGGAGACGGAGCCAAAGGUGUUUGAUAACAUCUUUGGACCAGAAGAACUUAUCAGGACAUCGAAUAUGACUGCUGUUCUUGUCUCAAACUCAGCUCAAUAUUUCCGAUCUGCGGAUCACAUCGUGGUUCUCGGUGAGCAUCGGAUCUUAGACCAGGGACGCUGCGAGAAUCUGAAGAUCAAAGCUGCAUCCAUCGAGAAGUUUUCAGGCACUCAACACACGCAAAACAAUGCUGUCCUGGCUGGGAAUCUCGAGAAGCUUGGUGCUCAACUGCGAGCCAAAGCCGAGACGGAGUUGGACCUUGCGAGACAGACUGGUGACCCCGCUCUUUAUGCAUACUAUCUAGGAUUCAUCGAUGCCAUCAACCUCGCUCUAUUGAUUGCCACGAGCGCAUCAUACGGCAUCUUCAUCACCAUCCCGCAGUACUGGUUGCGAUUGUGGACCGAGUCCAAUGGCAGAAAUACCGCAUUCUAUGUGUGUGGAUUUCUGUUUUUGUCGAGUAUGUCGUGGACGUCGACUAGUGUCAUGAUGGGAAUUCUUGUGAUUCGGAUCGCACCACAGUCAGGGAAACGGCUGCAUCAGCGUCUCCUGGAUAUAGUCGCAAACGCACCUUUGUCCUACUUCUCCAAUACAGACAACGGUUCAACCUUGAACAGAUUCAGUCAAGACAUCCAGCUCAUCGACAGGCAGCUUCCCACAGCCUUCCAGACUGUCAUGACUCAGAUAUUCAAACUGCUAAUGCAAAUCACCCUACUCUGCAUCGCCGACAGCUGGCUCGCGGUAUCCCUACCAGCGUGCGGGCUUGUUGUCUACUUCGUACAGGAAGUCUACCUCCGGACCUCACGACAACUCCGCUUGUUGGAGCUGGAAUCGCGCGCGGGCGUCUUCUCCAGCUUUCUGGAAUCAAUCGACGGGCUCGAAACAAUACGCGCGUACGGCUGGUCCGAUGCCGCCAUCCAGGAUAACAUCCAGCGCGUGGACCACGCGCAGCGGCCGGAAUACCUCCUCCUGUGUCUGCGGCGAUGGCUGAGUCUUGUUUUGGAUCUUCUGGCUGCUGCCCUGGCCACGAUCGUCGUGGCCACGGCAGUCGCGUUGCGGGGACAAGUGAGCGGCGCGCAGGUCGGCAUCGCACUGAACGUCAUGCUCGUGACGAACACCACGCUUCUCAGUCUCGUGGUCAGCUGGACUAACCUGGAGACCUCCCUGGGCGCGAUCGCGAGGCUGAAAGCGCUGGAGGAGUUCACGCCGACCGAGGGCGGGAAGGCAGGGGGGCUGGAUCCUCCGGGCCACUGGCCUUCCAAGGGAGAGAUACAAUUCGACAAUGUCACUGCGUCAUAUCAUGCGCAACCCAACGCGUUCGCGCUCCGGAACCUGAGCCUGAGGAUUCCCGCCGGCCAGAAGCUCGUUAUCUGCGGCCGGACAGGGAGGCAAAGCACAUUGCUCCUCACCCUCCUGCGCCUCCUGGAGCUUCAAUCCGGCAUCAUCAAGCUCGACGGUCUCGACAUAAAACAGGUGCGACUUGAUCUCCUCCGCCAGCGCGCCUUUAUCGCCGUCUCACAGGACGCCCUUCUCUUCCCCCAAGAGACGCUGCGCUUCAACCUCGACCCCGACUCCGCCGCAUCAGACGAGAUGAUUGCUCUUGCGUUGGGAAAAGCGGGCCUGUGGAAGCAUUUUUCCGCUGUGGAGGCGCGCGGCGCAGACGAUGCGUUGGCAACUGUCAUCGACAUCCUGGAAGACAGCAGUGAACACACCGUGCUGGACAGGAAUGUCUCAUCAUUCUCGGAACUUUCCCUCGGACAGUACCAGCUGUUCGCGCUGUGCCGCGCGCUGAUCAAGGCGCGGGUGCUGCGGGGAUGUGGUGUCAGACCUGUGGUUGUGCUGGAUGAGGUCACUUCGGCGCUUGAUGCGGAGACGGAGGUGACGAUUCAGCGGAUCAUCGACGAGGAGUUUACCCAGGAGGGGCAUACUGUUAUUGUGGUGGCGCAUAGAGUUGGGGGGUUAGUGGAGCAACUCAUCCCGGGGAGAGAUGCUGUUGCCGUCAUGGCGGAUGGCAGAUUACUGGAUGUUGCGGAGGAUUUUGUAUCGAAUGGUGUCUCGCCGAUUGGACAGGUGAAGUAAUCGGGGUUUGAGAGUAGAGUUGGACAGAAAGAACAGGAUUAAUUUAUCGCAAAGUCCA